Messenger RNA from Tetrahymena thermophila SB210, 1023 nucleotides. Its product is annotated as PLD-like domain protein. The record is from RefSeq and is a predicted model, not a curated record. NCBI's taxonomy places the organism in Eukaryota, Ciliophora, Oligohymenophorea, Hymenostomatida, Tetrahymenidae. The transcript has a single exon.
AUGAGUAUUUAAGGAGACGCUAUUAAAUGCAGCAUUUUUGAAAUUUAAUUUUAACAUGAAUCCUUAGAAUAAAUCAAAGUCAUUGGAGACUUGAUCAAGUAAGAGGAUUUCCAUUUCCUAUCAUUUGGAACAAGUAUAUUAGCAGUCAGAGGAAGAUAAAAUGAAGAUAAAUAAAAACUUUUCUCAAUAAGGUAUUGUUUAAACAUCUGCAUUUUUAAAAUUGAUAAGGUGAACAGGUUUCAUAAUGCUAUUAUUAAUCUUUUGGGCAAUAUAGACAAAGCUGUCAUUGAUGUCAUAGUUCGAGGAUUUUAUCUGUAUGAUGUUAAAUUAGGUCAAUUAUAUUUUUCAUAUGAAGAUGAUUAUGAGACUCAUCGAAGAGUAAAAGCUUUUAGUUAAUUAAACUAAAUCAAAGGAGGUUAAUAUUUCGAACAUAAUGAAGAGAAAUAAUUAGCGUUUAUACAUGAUUUGUUGAUACAAAUUCAUCAAGCAAAGUAGAAUGUAAAAAUCAUCACCUUUGAGCUUAGUGAUGUAAGAAUUUUAGGAGCUAUUGAAAGCUUUCUAAUAAAAAAUGAAAAUGCAUAAUGUCAUGUUAUUAUGAAUUACAAUGAAAAAGAAAAUAAUUAUGAUAUAAAAUGUAUGAAAAACUAUAAUGAAAAAACAAAGUUUUUUAAAAUAACUUAUCUAAUGCGUACUUAUCGUGAUCGUUUUGUGUGUGGCUAUUUAAUAGGUGACACUGUCCAUGAAAAAAAUACUACAAUCGAUUCUUCCAAUUUUAUUGGUAGCUCAAACAUUUCAUACUAAGGAUUGAGUUUAAGUGUUGAAAGAAACAUAAAUACAUAAGUUUUUCAGCAACAAUAUCAACAGGAAAGUAUAUAAAGAUUUGAAAAAUUGAGAAAAUUAACUUAAUACUAAAUAUUUAAUGAUAUUGAAUAUUUUACAAGUGAGGAUUACUCAAAUUUUCGGAAUUUGUUCUAGUACUAAACAAAAAUUUUGAAGGAAAUCAAACCAAUUAAUGAUUAAUGA